Molecule: messenger RNA, 2486 nt
Organism: Halichondria panicea
Lineage: Eukaryota; Metazoa; Porifera; Demospongiae; Suberitida; Halichondriidae
Product: chromatin assembly factor 1 subunit A-like
Exons: 10
Coding region: 100-2349 (749 amino acids)
Biological process (GO): nucleosome assembly
Cellular component (GO): nucleus; CAF-1 complex
Source: RefSeq, a predicted model, not a curated record
UAACAACCUGCCAAUUUGGCGGUAUUUUCAUGAUCAAUUUUGGAUAAUAGUUGAAGAAAGACUUUACUAUUACCGGCCCCCAAGUAUUGAACUAAAGAAAUGAUGGCUACAGAAGCACCUGUCUCUAUGAUGUCUGUGGACCACUCGAAGAUAGACUUGACAAAAUCUGAAGAAACACCAGGAUCGAACCCAAUGAUUGCUCAAAAGCUGGCACAAGGACGUUUGUUUGGCAGCCCACCCACAGCUGCCGGCAUAGCAACCAUUACUCAAUUCCUACAAGCCACACCCCCUGAUCAAACCACCCCUUCUAGUACCCAGUCUCACUCAUUUCUGACCACACCCACUAGACAGUCUUCAGCUGUGGUAACUACACACAUCCUACCAAAAUCGUGUCCCCCGAAAACAAAACUGAGCCAAGAGGAGAGGAAGGCCAAGCGUUUAGAGCGUGACAUGAUGAGGGCGGAGUCUCAGGCCAGACGCGAGGAAGAAAGACUCAAGAGAGAGUUGGAGAAGAAAGAACGUCAGGAGAGAAAGGCCUGGGAGGAAAAAUCCAAGAAAGAGAAACGAGAGAAAAAAGAAGCUGAGAAAAAGAAAAAAGACGAGGAGAGAAAGAAGGCUGAUUUGGAAAAGGAACAAGCUAAAGAGGAGAAGUUUCGAAAAGAUCAGCAGAAGAAGGAGCGUUUAUUGGGCUUCUUUGUGGUAAAACCGAAAGCAGAGGCUGCCAAACAAGAAAGCUCGUUCGUCACCCCCUUCUCUCUCAAAGCUCACAUGACCCUUGCCCCUCGACCACGCCCCCCUCUGUCUAGCACCACAGUGUUCGACCAACUCUUGCAAGCUCAGGAUUUUAACAUUUCCAUGGAGAACAGUGUGAAAGAGCUUAAAAUGGCCUCACCAAAAGUUGAAAAGAAACGAAUUGAAGAGGAUGAUGUAAUUGAGAUCAAGCCCAGUGACGGUGACAAAGUUCAGCAUUCCUUCAAACUGCUCCAGUUCCACAAGAACCACCGGCCAGCCUACUAUGGUACCUGGCGGAAGAGUAGUGGUCUUAUCAACCCCAGGAACCCCUUCAAAAGAGAUGAGGCCCAGCUGGACUAUAGUGUGGACAGCGACGAUGAGUGGGAGGAGGAGGACCCAGGGGAGAGCAUCUCCAACAGUGAGGGCGAGGACUCUUGUGAGGAGGAUGAAGACGAAGAGGACGAUGGUUUCCUUGUUCCCCACGGCUACCUCUCUGACGGGGAGGGAGGCGAUGACCUGCCAGCUGGCUUUGACCCCACAGGGGAAGCAUUGGAGGAAGAUGAAUCUAAACGUAAUAAAAUGGCUGACAAAGCGAAGGCCUGGGAGGUGGAGUUCUCCAGAAAGUGUCAGCCCCUCAAGCCAGUGCGGAUGGGAUGUACUUGGACCUGUAUGUCGGCUGGCGGUGACAAUCUCUCCAAGGACGCGAGUUUCUUGAAACAAUUUGCAGCUGUUGCACUCGUGAAACUCCCGCUAUCUGAGAUCACGAAAACGGAGUCUGAGAAUGUGAGUGGGUCCACCGAGCUCACCAGAAUGCCAGUACCAGAGGAAGCUGUUCCGGAUCUCAUUCGACUGAUGCACAAAAGUUCGAUUGGAGUUUCUCGAAUUAUCAAAACAUUCCGUAUGCAUUGGGGAGCCAAGAAACUCACACCACCACCCUCCAAUCAGACCACACCCACUAAGGUCCCCAAAGAACUUGAUACGAUGACCUCACCAAAAACCCUCGCGGGCAGAUCACCACCAGACAAUUCCAAUUCCAAUUCAUUAGAGAAUGCUUCUGGAAUUUCGAAACGUCAAGUAGAGAAAAAGAUACACGAAAUAGCCGUUAAGGAAUAUCGAUCUAGCCACAGGUCUGUGUGGUAUGUCCAUGAAGCAGUGAUGGAAAAGUACAACAUCGACCCAGAUAAUGUUACUCCAUUUAUCUCGUUCUCAUCUCCGCAAAGCAAGAUAAAUUCAACCGACCCUCCGAAGAUAGUCACCCCACAAUUUACUUUGUCAAAUGAAAAGAAACGAAAAGCUGACAGUAUCAUAACUUUGUUGAACAUGUUGACGAAAUCUCCACACACGUUGACCACUACUCCCCCACAGCCGAAAAGGAUUAAGCUACAACUACACGUAGACAGGGUACCCCCCACAAAGCCAGUUGACCACACCCUAUUACGAGAGGUGGACGGCAACCAAGACCCCACCUCACAGAAGAGAGAGUUGGAAGAACCCAUCAUUCAGUCUGCUGCCAAGAGACUUUGUUUGGAGGAUGCCACUAACACGACGGCGACUGAAGAAGACAAGAAGUUAAAGAUGAACGCUGCACAGUUGCAGCAGCCAUUGCAGUUGAACUGAUGUGUUAGCUAUUCAUGUAGCUAGAACAGUUGUACAAUUAUUGUUUGCUAAUUGGAACUCUUGGUACGAUAUUAUGUGUAUUCGUUUCCUUAUUAUUUUACUCACCCCAUCUUCUCAUAAAUUCUUUGUGUUAGUGA